Periophthalmus magnuspinnatus is the source of this 3170-nucleotide messenger RNA. It is a transcript of the gene nek4, whose product is annotated as NIMA-related kinase 4. Gene Ontology annotation, biological process: protein phosphorylation. NCBI's taxonomy places the organism in Eukaryota, Metazoa, Chordata, Actinopteri, Gobiiformes, Gobiidae. The record is from RefSeq and is a predicted model, not a curated record. The coding region runs from base 174 to 2660 and encodes 828 amino acids. The transcript is spliced from 15 exons. Gene Ontology annotation, molecular function: ATP binding; protein kinase activity.
UUCAAACGCAUCUCUGUCCAGCGCCACGGAGCCAACUUUUCGCUCAAAUCCAUUGUUUAUAUGAGGCUUUAUCGUCCAAACAUGAGGUGGAAAAAUACGAAAAGUCUUUAAAAUGCGUCUCCGAGUCGGUUCUGUUUUCUUGUGCUUUUCUGUUUUACGGAGACAAGCGAAGAAUGAUGAAUAAUUACGUUUUCGUGAAGGUGGUGGGUAGAGGUAGCUACGGCGAAGUCCACCUGGUCAAGCACAAAACAGACCGAAAACAGUAUGUGAUAAAGAAGUUGAACCUAAAGACCUCCUCUAAACGUGAGCGCCGAUCGGCCGAGCAGGAGGCCCAGCUCUUGUCUCAGCUGCAACAUCCGAACAUCGUGACGUACCGGGAGUCGUGGGAGGGGGAAGACUGCCUGCUCUACAUCGUGAUGGGCUUCUGUGAAGGAGGAGACCUGUACCAUCGCCUCAAGCAGCAGAAGGGGGAGCUGCUGCCUGAGAGACAGGUGGUGGAGUGGUUUGUUCAGAUCGCAAUGGCUCUGCAGUACCUCCAUGACAGAAACAUCCUCCACCGGGAUCUGAAAACCCAGAACAUUUUUUUAACUAAAACAAACAUCAUAAAAGUGGGAGAUUUGGGAAUUGCAAGAGUUUUGGAGAAUCAGAACGACAUGGCCAGCACUCUGAUCGGGACGCCCUACUACAUGAGCCCCGAGCUGUUCUCUAACAAACCGUACAACCACAAGUCGGACGUUUGGGCACUGGGCUGCUGUGUGUAUGAGAUGUCGACGCUGAAACACGCCUUCAACGCCAAAGACAUGAACUCACUGGUCUAUCGCAUUGUUGAGGGAAAGCUGCCUCAGAUGCCGAGCCGGUACGACCCUCAGCUCGGAGACCUGAUCCGGAGCCUGUUAAGUAAAAGACCAGAGGACAGACCUGAUGUCAAACACAUCCUGCGACAGCCCUACAUCAAACGACAGAUUUCUUUAUUCCUUGAGGCCACAAAAGGAAAAACAUCCAAUUCCAAAAGGAAGUCUGCUGCUGUUGGAGGAGGAGAUUGUGAGUCUAGUACGUCGUCUGGAGCAACCAAACCAAAACCUGAGAACAUGUCUCCCAGUCCUCAACAUGAGCCUCCUCCCAGACCCAAACAGCUGCCAGCGAAACCUCAUCCACCUAUAUCUGAAAAUGGUGUCUGUGACCUCCCUCCAAAACAAAGCACUCCUCCUCCGAAACCUCCUCCUCCUGCUUUUCCCUUAAAAGACCUGAAUGACAACAUGGCAACCAUCAGCAACAUCAACAUCGACAUCCCUCUUCAAAAUGACCAAAAUCAGGCUAAAAAAACAUGUUCCCCUCUUUCACAACACCAAAAUACCGAACCUACAUCUAAACACAGCCAGAAAGAAUGUAAAAACAAGAAGAAAUUGGACGUUUUGCAUUCUAAAUCUCCCCCAUUGCUCCUCUCAAAAGCUGUAACAAGUGUAAAUAGUGACUCUUCAGAUGUUAGUCCAAAAACAACACCAAAUCCAAGUGAUACAUUUUUAUUAUUAGGUGAAAACCCUGCUGUAAAUGAUAGGCUUGAUACAAUGGAGCUACUGAAGGAAGCUGGCAUCCCAGAUUUCAACUUUGACAGAGAGAAAGAAGAGGUUAAAUGUGCGAUUGUUCCAGAGAAAAAGGAAGAAAACCAGUAUUUAGAAGGAGACAUGGAGGAGGAUUGUAAAGAGGAGGGUGAAGGUGACACCAUGAUGCUGCUGAGAGGAGCUCAAAUGGAAAAACAGAGUCCAGAGAUACAAACAAAUCUAGAGUCCACAGAAAAACUGUUGGAGCCACCGCCCGUAGUUCAGGUCUCUGCUCCCAGACCUCUGCCCGUUCCUCCACAUCACUCUACAGUUCACCACAAAAAGAAGAAACACACAGAUAAUGAAAAAUCCAAACCGCCCAAUGUACCAGCCUCUACUCCUGUGAAUGAGAGCAGAGACAGAGACACACCUCCUCUGCACCAGGGGCGCCCUCUAUCGGCCCGAGAGAGGAGGAGGCUGAGACAGUCACAGGAAGGAGUCUGUCAGUCAGGUAUAAAUCCAGUGAGAAGGGCAUCUUAUGAUGUGACCUCCUCAAAACCGGAGGGCAGCAGUGUUCAAGUGAGUCGCUCUGUGUCUGUCCCCAUCGCAGAGAGGACUGACAAGCUGCAGGAAAAGUCAGAUGAGGAAGAUUUUAGUUCAUCUACGAGUUCCACUGAGUGCUCAGUGGGAGAUAGCAAAGAGAGGAAAGCAGAGUCCAGCGACAUGCAGGACCUGGUGCAGAUGAUGACGCAGACUCUAAAGAUGCCCGCCACAGAUGGAGAGGGGUCAUGUGACCUCCAGGAGUUUAGGCUGAACAGGAAGUACAGGGACACUCUGCUGCUGCACGGCAAAAACCCCAAAGACCUGUCCCUCAGUAACAUCAGUAUGGGGUCUACGUCGGGUCCGGCCAAGGUGAGACGAGCCGUGGAGCAGCUGAGGACUGACGUUCUGAAGGGACUUGGGAUCAAACUCCUGGACAGAGUGCUGGAGGUCAUGGAAGAGGAGGACGAGAAUAAACGAGAGUUGCAUCUCCGAGAGCUGAUGGGGGAUGACAAGUACCAGGCCUACGCUGUGAUGGUCCGGCAGCUCAAGUUCUUUGAAGACAUGGCUCUCAAAGUGUAAAACCCUCCACUCACAUUUCAGUUCACAAAACACUUUUAGAUGAUCAUCACGCUUGAUUUGAAUAUUUCUGUGCCAUUUUUUUUCACUAUAAACUCUGCAUCACAUUAUAUUUUGUAAUACAAUGUAAAUAAUUGUAUAUUUUUUUAAGAGGAACUUUUUUCUAUUGUUUUUUUUUUUUUUAAUCUAUGCAAACUUUGCUUGUUGGCUUAGUAUUGUACUUUUAGCACGUAUCAUAGUUUAUGUAUUUCUUGUUUCUUUGUUACAUUUUAUAAAAGGUUAGGGCUCUAAAUAUGCAGAAGAUUAUAUUUAUUCACUAGUAAUGUAUAGUUGUUGUUUUUUUCUUUUCAACUAAACAAAAAGUACUCACUUAAACUGGUCUGUUUUGAAACUUUAUUUAAAUGCUUGUCCAUUAUUGAGCAACACUGUAACAAAUGUUUCAUUAUCAAAUGGUUCAAAAUGAAUAAUUGACACACUUUUAUGCAUUUUCUAUAUAAAAAGUAGGCUGAAGUG